AUGCCUUACACCGACGUUGAUCAGCUUGCCAUCAACACCAUCCGCGUGUUAGCCGCGGAUGCGACCUUCCACGCUAAUUCGGGUCACCCGGGUGCCCCUAUGGGCAUGGCGCCAGUCGCCCACGUCCUGUUCAACCGCAUUAUGCGCUUCAACCCUAAGAACCCCAACUGGGUGAACCGUGACCGCUUCGUACUCUCCAACGGUCAUGGCUGCAUGCUCCAGUAUGCCCUCCUCCACCUCUACGGCUAUGCCGUCUCCAUUGAUGACAUCAAGGCCUUCCGCCAAGUCGGCAGCAUCACCCCAGGUCACCCUGAGUCCCACGACACUCCCGGUGUUGAGGUCACCACUGGCCCUCUUGGUCAGGGCAUUAGCAAUGCCGUUGGUCUGGCCAUUGCUCAGGCGCAUACUGCGGCCGUCUUCAACAAGCCGGGUUAUGACCUGAUCAACAACUACACAUACUGCUUCCUCGGCGACGGCUGCCUGAUGGAGGGUGUCUCUGCUGAGGCCUGCUCCCUGGCCGGUCACCUGCAGCUCGGCAACCUGAUCGCCAUCUGGGACGACAACCACAUCACCAUCGACGGCGACACCAACCAGGCCUUCACUGAGGACGUCCUCAAGCGCUACGAGUCAUACGGCUGGCACGUCCUGACCGUUGAGGACGGUGACCACGACCUCGAGGGCAUUGAGGCUGCCAUCCGCAAGGCUCAGGAGGUCAAGGACAAGCCUACCCUCAUCCAGCUUAAGACCACCAUUGGCUAUGGCUCCAAGCAACAGGGCAGCCAUGGCGUCCACGGCUCGCCGCUCAAGGCCGACGACCUUAAGCAGCUCAAGGAGAAGUUCGGCUUUAACCCUGAGGAGAGUUUCGUUGUUCCCCAGGAGGUCUAUGACCUUUGCGGCAAGGCCGCUGCUGCUGGCGCCGCUGCUGAGGAGGAGUGGAACCAGCUGUUCGCCAAGUACGGCGAGGAGUACAAGGCCGAGCAUGACGAUCUGCUCCGUCGUCUGCGCGGCGACCUGCCCGAGGGCUGGGAGAAGAAUCUCCCCACCUAUACCCCGAACGACCCCGCAGUCGCUUCCCGCAAGCUGUCCGAGAUCGUCCUCAACAAGAUCUUCGAUGCCGUUCCCGAGCUCAUGGGCGGCUCUGCCGAUCUUACUGGCUCCAACCUGACCCGCUGGAAGGGUGCCGUCGACUUCCAGCCCCCCUCGACUGGUUUGGGCAACUACGCUGGCCGCUACAUCCGCUUCGGUGUCCGUGAGCAUGGUAUGGGUGCCAUCCUCAACGGUAUGGCUGCCUACGGCACCAUCUUGCCCUACGGCGGUACCUUCCUGAACUUCGUCUCGUACGCUGCUGGUGCCGUCCGUCUUUCUGCUCUUUCCCAGGUCCGCGUCAUCUGGGUUGCCACCCACGACUCGAUCGGUCUUGGUGAGGACGGCCCGACUCACCAGCCUAUCGAGGUUCUCACUCACUUCCGUGCGCUGCCCAACUGCAUGGUCUGGCGCCCGGCCGACGGCAACGAGACCAGCGCUGCGUAUUACGUUGCUCUCACCUCCAAGCACACCCCCAGCAUCAUUGCCCUCUCGCGCCAGAACCUGCCGCAGCUUGAGGGCUCCGCCAUCGACAAGGCCAUCAAGGGCGGUUACGUCAUCCUCGAGCAGGAGAAGGCCGAUAUCACUCUCGUCUCGACUGGCUCUGAGGUCGCCAUCUGCAUUGACGCCGCCAAGCUGCUCGCCGAGCAGCACAACAUCAAGGCUCGCGUCGUCUCGCUGCCUUGCUUCGAGGUGUUCGACACCCAGGACAAGGAGUACCGCCUCAGCGUCCUGCCUGACGGCAUCCCGUCUCUGUCGGUUGAGGUCAUGAGCACCAUGGGUUGGGAACGCUACUCGCACGAGCAGUUCGGCCUCAACCGCUUCGGUGUUGCGGAUUGUACUAACCUGCUGGCUCAACAGAAGUUCGAGUUUACCCCUGAGGGCGUCGCCAAGCGUGCGCUGGCCACCAUCGACUUCUGGAAGGAUGUUCCCAACAUUCGCUCGCCCAUCAACCGCGCUUUCCAGCAGAUCAUUUAA
Thermochaetoides thermophila DSM 1495 is the source of this 2061-nucleotide messenger RNA. RefSeq names its product transketolase-like protein. Gene Ontology annotation, biological process: pentose-phosphate shunt. The record is from RefSeq and is a predicted model, not a curated record. The coding region runs from base 1 to 2061 and encodes 686 amino acids. NCBI's taxonomy places the organism in Eukaryota, Fungi, Ascomycota, Sordariomycetes, Sordariales, Chaetomiaceae. Gene Ontology annotation, cellular component: cytosol. The transcript has 6 exons. Gene Ontology annotation, molecular function: transketolase activity.